Messenger RNA from Neolamprologus brichardi, 3739 nucleotides. It is a transcript of the gene tmem125a, whose product is annotated as transmembrane protein 125a. Lineage: Eukaryota; Metazoa; Chordata; Actinopteri; Cichliformes; Cichlidae. The record is from RefSeq and is a predicted model, not a curated record.
GUGGAGAGGCAGAGAGACUGUGGGCUUUCACCGAGAGCGAAAGGGGGGGAAGCGCGGCACCCACGGCACCUUCAUUGCUCUGGACCCUCUCAUCCAAAAGACGGCUGAAGGUAUGCCGCGACAUACGGCUGUGGGACUUUGAUGAUCUGGACAACGAGCUGGGAAUUACUGAAAAGAAAUCGAGCGCAGCUACUGCGCGGAGCUGAAGGCAUUCAGUGUGAACAGCUUAGCGCACAGGUUUUCCCUUGUGAUGCCUGGCAGGGUGAGGACAGUAAUACUGACUCGGCCAUUGUCUCAUCACUGGUUCCGGACACAGCGAGGCUCCCCGAGUGCCUUGCCUGUCCAUUGUGACUAGAGAACAGACGAAAGAUCCAGUUUGCCUGCAUAAAGACCUAUUCAGCAUCAUUCUUCUUUGCCAGCCACCUUUGUUAUACCAGGAACAAGAGUGAAGUCUUAGCACUCUCCUUAGCCCCUAGCCUUUCCCUCUGUCCCUUUGCUUCUAACGCCCUUAUCCCCAAUCCACUUCCCUGAACCCCUUUCCCACUCCCCAGGCCCAGUUUCAGCCCCAUUCGGAGUCCCAGAUGACUGCUCAGAAACAUCCGUUACCCUCCCACUCCGCACAAGCCUUCUUUCCUCUCCCUCCAGCCCCCGUGGCGCUUGGCACCGAUGCCCAUCACAUAGACAGAUGGAGCCAACCCUGACCCCUCUCUUCGCCCGUGGGGACGCCAAGAGAAUCAACGCCUGACUAGAGGAGAAGUGGGUGGGUGCGAGUGUAAAAGGGGGGGGAGACAGGAAGUACAGCAUUGCUUUGUCACCACGGCAACACAUCGUCUAAUCUCCCAUGGACUCCCCUUCAGCCCGUCCCGCCGUCCUCAGAUAAAAAAUGCACACAGCAGGAAAUUCAGCAGCAGGAGCAGAAGGAUCUAUCUUUUUUCUGACAUAUUUUUGCUUUGAUUAUUUGGCACUGAUGCCUUGUUCUACAUUUGUGCAGUAAGAGGAUGUGAAGAUUGAAAACAAAACCUCUAAAUAUAGUGAACAUAAUUUAGAGGAAAGUAAAUGAACUGCAAAUACUGAAGGAAAGGCUGUCUAUAGCACAACAAGUUUGGCUUUGAGCCCCAAACUUCCUCUUCCCCUCCAGUCUGUGUGCUCCAGAAUGAAUUCACAGAAGUUGCAACAGCCUGGCAAACAAUAUAUCAGCUUUUUUUUAAACAGCAUACAAGCCACUUCUCAUUGGGCUGUGCUUACCCGAAUAAAGCUGUUUUCUCUUUUUUUCCCCUGACAGUCAAAACGUAAUACGCAUUGCAUUCCAGUCCGAGCUUCCCUGGAUGUCAACGCAUGCUUUUAUCUGCUUAAAACGAGGCACUAAUGGCCGGUGAAAUGAAUUCAGCUGGCCAACAUAACAGAGGCGGGAAUACCGGAGUCCCAAAGCUUCCCAGGUGACUGCUACCAACUAACACUUUUGCCGAUGUGUGGAUUCUUUGAUUCAGAAACUAAUGCAUUAAGGAUGACUGGGAUCUGCCUCUGUAGCCGGUGUUAACUACAAGAAAAACUACAAGAAACUCCAUGAAUUUUCAGGAACAAUACAUCCAAACUAACUUUGUGGAACUUUUGAGUACAAACCAUUGUGGAUAAAAUACAAUACACUGAUCUCAGUAAAUCUUUUUGGAACAUUUUUGGGGAAUUACAUUUAACUUCUUUUUAGAUCUGCUAAAAAUUGAAAAUUUCUGGAUAAUUUUGAGCAAAUUCCCUCAUAAAGCUUCUGGAAUCUCUUGCUUGUCCUGAUUGACCUGCAGUAACCUUUGGUAGAUUUAAUUGGACCGAAGUAACCUUGUGGAUUCUCAUUCCCUCGUUGUGGUGGUUGCAUCCUUCUUCAGCAGGCUGGGAGUACCACUACAAUGCCGGAGCUGGACAACCUUCCCCCCGCAAGGGAAGCCAGGAGUCCUGAACUGGGCCUUAAUGGUCCAGCAGACCCAGCACAGAUUCAGCACAGCAUCCUAGAGGAACAAGUGGAGCUGUGGUGGUUCAGAGAUCCUGGGAAGUCUGUCCUCUGCUACUGUGUCGCUGUGAUUCUCAUCCUGGGUUGCGGACUCGGGGGCGUCGGCCUUCUUUCGACUACCACCAGCGUCUCGAGUGAGUGGCGGCUCGGCACGGGCACAGCUUUGUGCCUGCUAGCCUUGGGAGUCCUGCUCAAACAACUUCUCAGCUCAGCCGUGCAGGACAUGAAUUGCGUUCGGAGCCGACGGCGAAUCGACAUGCUAAAGAGCGGCGGUUUAUCCGACCUUCUAGUGGUUUUAAUUACCGGGCUGUCACUGUUGAUUUGUGGAGGGGUUCUACUGCAUCUGGCCCUUGCCAACCAUAUGCCAAAGCCUGGCCAAGCCCUUAAUGACAUGUACAUUUCUGGAGUGGUUUUGCUGGCUGGAGGUGGAGCUGCAGUUGUGGGUGUUGGGAUAUACUCUGUAGUGGUGAUCCUUCUUGAGAGGACGAGGCACGGACGGCGGUUUGUAGACCGGGUUUUGCACAUCUUCACUGUUUCAGGACAUAUGGACCGUCACGCUCGAAGAGAGACUACCUCCAGUUUGGCUAACCUUAUAUGAGAUGCAACCCCAAUAAAGCUUUUUUUUGCCCACUGGCUCAACUAAAUUAGAACUGGCUUCAUGCCCAGACACAGAUUCAUACCAUGCAUGCUUCGGCAGACUGUGUACGAGAUAAAAUAGUUGAGUGUGUAGUAUAUUCCUAGUGAACACGUUAGUUAUUGUCAGUCAGAUCUCUGUGAGUAAGGAUGCAAAAAUGGAAAAUGCCAGAAGAACCGAACACUGCUGUACAUGGUGAUGGUCUGCUUUUUAUCUAUAGUGGGUAAAUGUUACUCCAUUCUCACAGGACAAAUACUAAACAGCAUGGAGAAGACACACAGAACAACAACAAAAAAUAUUUAAGCCAGUUCUGAUAAAUUACAAGCACAAUUUUUAUCCCACAGGAGGAGCAAGCUGCAACUGAGUACAGCUAACCUACAGCAGGAGUAAAGUCCAUGAAUGAACUUUGAGCUAUUUCCUGUCUAUAAAUUCCAAGAACUGUAAGCCUACAACCAAACAAGCCCAUCUUGUUCUCUAAAAGAUGAAGUAAUGUUUUUUUGAGUCCUCAUUUGGAGGGCGGCACAUUCAAAUUUAUGCAUGUGAUUUGCAUCUGUGAUAAUUGACCAGGGACCACACAUCUGACCACUACCUGCUCACCGAGGCUCUCGUAGUUGCGGAUGAGAGUGUCAUCUGAAUGAAUGAAAUGGAAAUUGAAUAAGAUGGAAUCUGCAAGAAAUGGGACAGUAUGAACAUGAACAAAAUCCUAUUUAUAAUUUUUGAUUCAUAUCCCAUCCUCAUGAUCUUCGUGUAUAUGUGAAAAUAUUGCCUCUGCAGUUUCUGGGAUGAUGAAUACGAGGGAUUCUUUGGGAGUUUUAUUGCCUCGGUUUAAUAAUAAUUUAACAAAAUUCAUGCUGCGGAGAUAUCGUGUUUGUGGCAGCCUGUCAAAUGUGAUUGUUGGAGACUUGUAUCACAGCACUUUAGAAUGUAUGAAUAACUUGUGUUUUUUGUGCAUCAACACUGUACUGUCUUAAUUGUGACUCUCGCGGCGCUUUGUUAUCUUAAACCAGUGUUAAUCGAGAUUUUUGAUAUCGUCACGGCAUCGCAUUCCACUGUGUACUGUAAAACACUCAUUUAAAAUAACGUGGAGGUCAUAAAGAACAACCACCAAG